Mustela lutreola (European mink) is the source of this 485-nucleotide messenger RNA. Its product is annotated as spermatogenesis-associated protein 31E1-like. The record is from RefSeq and is a predicted model, not a curated record. NCBI's taxonomy places the organism in Eukaryota, Metazoa, Chordata, Mammalia, Carnivora, Mustelidae. The transcript has 2 exons. The coding region runs from base 78 to 416 and encodes 112 amino acids.
UCGGUCACUAACUGUCAGGGCUCAGUUACCUGAGGGCAGCAGUGCGAUUGGACAUUAGUACUUUCUAGAGGGAAGAGAUGGAGAAUUAUCUCUUCCCUCAGGAAUUCCUUACUGAUGGUUGGCUGAGCCCCAGUCCCACUCUCUGGGCCGUUAAUGCCAUCUUUGCCUUUGUGUGUGGACUGGGGCUCUUCGUCUUUUUACUUUCCUACUUCCACCCUGAUCCGUCCUCACCACAAGGCAAGAAACACAAGAAGAGCGGGAAGUACCAAGUGGAGCCACGGAGAAGGAGCAACAGAAGCAAAAAAUAUCAGACCGCGAAAGGUGAGUGUCCGCCACUCACCCCUGCGUGCCCCAGUUACACUGUGUCCCCCGCUCUGAAGGCCCAGUCCCACUGUCUCCAGGACACCAGGGCCUGAGCCCAUCCCUCAGGAAACAGAGCCCUGGGUGGGGGUUGGGGGCUCUGAGGAGGGAGAGUGAACCCGGAG